Molecule: messenger RNA, 814 nt
Organism: Daldinia vernicosa
Lineage: Eukaryota; Fungi; Ascomycota; Sordariomycetes; Xylariales; Hypoxylaceae
Exons: 2
Coding region: 93-782 (229 amino acids)
Source: RefSeq, a predicted model, not a curated record
CCAUUUUAGAGCCCAAAACUAACGCUCUACAAGCAAUCGAUUGCGUCUUGUCAUCCAUAUUACCUUUAUGUUCUAGUCUUGGACAUAACAUUAUGGCCCAAAACGACAAGCCAGAAGAGGGAGACAAAGUCUCUUGGAAAUGGGGUGGCGGCGCUCCCGGGGGUACAGUGGCAGAAACGAAGGAGCAAGGGGCGAUUGAGAUCAAGACGCAGCGCGGGAACACUGUCAAAAGAAAAGCCGACGCGAGUAACCCUGCAGUCCGAGUUGAACGUUUGGGUAAUGAUGUCGUUAAAAGAGCCUCGGAAUUGACAAUCGAAGAAAAGAAAAAAGGGGGUCGGGGUAGUACCAAACGAAAGGCCAACGGUCAAGAUCCUGAAAAAUAUGAUGACAAGGAAUGCGAGGAGGAAGAGAUCGACGAUACCUCGGACGGGGUCGACGUGGGGCCCUAUACGAAGAAUAAACAGGGCGAAGAUAUGAAGAAGGGCGGCGAGGGAACCAACAAAAAACAAAAAAAGGAACAGCAAGACGUAUCCGACGAAGAAAAUGAUGAUAAAAAUGAAGGGGACGUUGAUGAGAAUGAAGAUGAAGAUGAAGAGGAAAGGGAAGAGGUAGACGUGGACGAAGAUGCAGAUUACGACGAAGUCGAAAGUGUUGCAGACGAUGAUGUAGAAGAUGUGAAGGAGAACGGCAGAGAUCUGGAUGGUAGCGGCGCUGAGGAAAAGUCUGUAUCAGCACCCAAGGUCGAUGGCAACGGGAAAAAGGACACGGCUCGACAACAUUAAUUCUAGAUGCUCUACGAGGAGUGUACACCUCC